Colletotrichum orchidophilum is the source of this 1743-nucleotide messenger RNA. RefSeq lists its product as uncharacterized. The record is from RefSeq and is a predicted model, not a curated record. NCBI's taxonomy places the organism in Eukaryota, Fungi, Ascomycota, Sordariomycetes, Glomerellales, Glomerellaceae. The transcript has 2 exons. Bases 1 to 1743 code for a protein of 580 amino acids.
AUGAUUGUCCAAAAAACAUGGCCGCAAUACAUUGCGGUGCGUGUGCUUAUAACUAUGAUGAGGGACUUGGGCCUACUAGGUCUAACCUACUUCUACGUUGUGUUUGCAUUGGGCGGCGUCCCUGCUAUCGCCCAUCCAUUCUCCAUCUUCGUCGAAGUCAUUACCGCCAUCGAGGUUCUAUUCUACUUACUAUUCUUCCUGCCGUACAAACGAUACCUCCAGAAUUACAAGCCGUACAAGCCUGCUCGUAUGAGCCGAUCACAGCGUGCUCGUCUCUUCUCGAAGGUAUUGAACCUCAUCCCGGAUGGCGAGGUAUUCAUUCGGAUGUGGAUGCUCAAUGCCCACUUGGAAGACAUUCGCCGCGAAAACCUCAAAGACUGGUUACUCUGGGCUUUGUUCGAACAAGACAAUAUGGCUGGUCGACCUACCAAUGAAGUCGAAAGUGAACUUGAUAGAUAUGUCGAGGAAACCGAAGAAAAGUUUGGAAUCAGGCUGCGUGCGGGCAGAGGAAAUGCGGAAGCCCUAAAACUCGCCUUCGAUCCGGUCAUCAUUCAACAUCGAAGCUUGUUCUACUAUGUGGCUAUUGGCAUUCUCGAUAACUUGAUGGCCUUCUAUCUUCUUACUCAAGGAUACCGCUUCUAUAAACAAUCAUUCUCAACCUUCUUCAAGGUCUUCCCGGUCCGAUUCAUCAACCUUUUCCCCUUCAAGCAGUCUGCUGCCAGCAAAAUGUCUUAUUGGUAUCGACCUCACAAGUCAGCGACGAAACGUCCUGUCGUCUUCAUCCAUGGCUUGGGUAUCGGCCUCAUUCCCUAUAUGUUCUGGCUUCGUACAAUUCCCAAAGACGUCGGAAUUCUGGCUGUGGAGAUGCUGCCGAUUUCUUCUCGUGUUACCACAUGGCCACUGCCAUCAACCCCUGAACUAUGCGAAAUGGUUGCAAAAUGUGUAGCGCAGCAGCGAGCUUCACAACCAGCGCCUGGAGUCGGCGAAAGAGGAGCUUGGGACGACUUUGUUCUUAUUGGAAACAGCUACGGAACCUUGUUGAUGGGUCAACUUUUACAAAGAGCAGAUUUCGCUCCGCGGGUUGCGGCAUCUAUCUUGAUAGACCCCGUGUCAUUGCUUCUUCACCUACCUGAUGUCGCUUUCAACUUCACUCGUAGGGAGCCUACACCGUCGAUCCGUGGAAGAACAGGACACGGAAAUGAAUGGGAGAUAUGGUGGGCAAGUGCAACCGAUGCCGGGACAGCAUAUACACUUGCACGAAGGCUCUGCUGGCGAGAAUCUCUAAUGUGGCGCGAGAUGCUCACUCCGAGCCUCCGAAAUGUUGAGGCUGGCUACUAUGCGUCUGGCUCCCCUGAAGAAAUUUCAAUAUUCGGCAACGGUGUUCAAGCUGGAAUGCGCAGCACUGUUGUCCUAGGAGGGGAAGACUGCGUGACUAACCCCAAGGCGGUGGCAAGUUAUGUCUACUCUGGAGACGUGAAUUGGACGUUGGAUGAUUUAGAAUUAUGGAAGAAAUACGAGUGGAGCGGUAAAGAGGAGUUGGAGUUGAUGUUCUUGGAUGGAAAGGAUCAUGGGCAGGGCAUCAUGGUUCCUUUUCCUUAUAAGCCUAUCCAGACGGUUAUCGAGAAAUACUGCAGGCGGGAUGAUGGAUUCAAAGCAUUUGGAGACAAGUUCAUAGGUGGACCUGAGAGCAUGUAUGGCAUGCGAGUACACAGAGAGGAGGUUGUGGAGCUGAAGAACCUCUAA